Molecule: messenger RNA, 1113 nt
Organism: Rodentolepis nana
Lineage: Eukaryota; Metazoa; Platyhelminthes; Cestoda; Cyclophyllidea; Hymenolepididae
Source: the annotation of a GenBank genome assembly
AUGGGUCAGUCGGUUAUUGUUGAAGUUUUGGACAAAGAUAACAGCACCAAAGAUGAUGAGCUUGGACUAACUACUAUACCAAUUGAGGACGUUUAUCUUAGUGGCAGUAUCGACUCGGUUCAAAUGUUGGAGGGUGUUAAAAAGGGGAAGGUGCAUCUGAAAAUUACGUGGCUGGAUCUAUCGCCAAACCCUGGGGACUUUGUUGACGUUGACAGAUUGCGACGAUCUUCGGGCUCAGAUCGAGCAAUAUACAACAGCUAUCUCUUCGUGCGAAUCGAAGAGGCCAAGAAUUUAAUUUUGAGAGACAGUAAAACGGAGUUCGUUCUGGGAACUCUUUCAAUUCCGUUGAAGUAUCUGAAAGCUGAGAAGAAUAUGACAAUCACUCAGCCAUACGCCCUUCAAGCCGCGGGUCCUGAUAAUGCUACUCUCUAUCUUCACCUUGAAUUAAGAGCACUUGUACCUGGGCCAGAUCGACGACCUCCAAUUGAGAGCUCAUUGCCUGGAUCACCAACUAGUGAUGAGGACAUGAACAUUGCGGAUGCAACUAAAAUAGAUGCCGACUCAACUUCAAAUGAUCCUACAGAACCCCCCAAACCUGGUUCCCCUGAGGCAGAAAAUGUUGUGCGUCAUCGUCAUCAUGGAUUCAAGGGCAAUGAUGGCAAUAUGCAGACGAUGGUAGCUCCGCCAGAUCCAGCAGGUCGUAUUAGACUGACAAUUCGCUACGAUGUUAACCUGGAGAUCUUGACAGUUACCAUUGAAAGUGCUGAAGAGCUACUUGGCGUGGACAAGGAUGGUCUCUCUGAUCCUUACGUGAAGUUGAGCCUUAUAGAUGGAUGUGGUCACACAGUCGGUGACUCAAAGAAAACCAAGCCUGUGAAGAAUGACCUCAAUCCACAAUUUAACGAAAGCUUCGAGUUCUCUGUAAAUUCUGAAGUUUUGGGUACGUGCAAACUGUGUGUGAAUGUAAAGAACCAUGUGGGAGUGCUUCAGCGUGGCUCACACACUCGCGAGUUGGGAUUUGUUGUGCUGACUCUCAAGUCUCUCAAAGAUGGCGUUGGAUUCACGGAAUGGCAACUUCCACAAGACAUGCAGAUUGAGGUGGCAGCUGAGUAA